GCUUCCCUCUCAGGUUCCUUGUGUCUGUCCUCCAUUGUCUGUGUAGCACAACUGCCCUCACUCACCUUCUUAUUAAUAAUGUCUGCAGCUGACUGAGCUCCUGCUCCAAUGGAUGAGACAGGGCAGCUCCCUGGGCUUCUGUACAGACUAAACACACCCAGUAUAACCUUAUUAAAUAGCUGCCACUACAUCUCACCUCUUAAAUCUCUGCUCACACAACAUACAUGUCAAUUAAUCAGCUCAGGGGAGGGCUCAGUGUCACAGGGUGUAGUGACGUGUACAGGAGUCACAUGGGCAGGAUUACUUUAUUAUAUAGGUGGGAAUAGGAGGCGUGUCCUGUCACAGUAGGUGGAGCCAUCACAAACAUGGCUGCCCUCAGUCCUUCAUUGCAAAGCAAAGACUCUUGCAGGUAAUUAGGUAAUGAGCAGGGUUUGUUAUGUGGAACAGGCCCGUUUAAAAAGAAUAAGGACAUAACUAGGAGUAGUGUUAUGUUAACUAGAUUAUUUUAUCCACAAUAUUUUACAGCACAUUAUUCUUAUUUAUUUUACAAUGUGGCACCAUAGCCAAGGUGGGAACUUACAUUAUUAACCAACACCAACAAAUCAUCCUCCGUUAGUGCAAACGGGAGGAGACGUAACCCUAUCCAACAGAAUCUGUAAUGUCAACCUAAGGGGAAACAGUCCUACAUAUAUAUAUAUAUAUAUAGUGUCCUGUGUCUCUUGAGUCCAAGCUGUGUGAUGCCACAGUAAUAUCUUAACAUAAUAAACCACUUUGAGGGAAACUGCUGGGAAUAAUCCUGUAUAGAAAUGUGUAAGUGCUUAAUUCCAGGGUCACUUCCAGGUCAGUCCCUCCCACAAGGAGCCAAUGGGAAUGUGGGAGGAAGCGAGUGACACAGGGAUGAAGGGGAAGAAGAAGAAUAAAAAUGAGGAGGAGCGGGGGAAGAAGGAGAGAAUGGUGAAUCUGACACUGGAGAUGAUCUAUCUGCUGACUGGAGAGCACUACAUCCCUAGGAAGAAGUCAGAUGAUGGGGGGGCCCUGCAUGCCCCUGGCUCCGUCAUACAGAAGGAAAAUAACAAGAAUGACAAGAAGAUCCUGGAACUCAUGUCCAACAUCAUCCAGCUGCUGACUGGAGAGGUUGCCAUAAGGACUCAUCAUGUUUCCAUCUAUUUUUCCUUGGACGAGUGGGACUAUAUAAAAGGAAACAAGGACCUUUAUGAGGAAGGGAUAAAGGAGGAGCCUCAGCAGCUCCACCCAAUGGACUGUGAAUAUGAAGAUAAGAGAGAUAUUACAGCUGAUCUGGGAGGAACAUUAUGUUCUAAUAAUGAGACAAGCAAGACUGGGGCUGAAGGAGCAGAUUUUUGUGACAAGGGAAAUUCCACAAACCCUGAAAUUUUUCCAGUGGAACAGCCCCCACCAGCCAAUGGGAUUAAAGAGGAAACAACUUUUUGUGAAGGAGGAAACCAAUCAGAUUGCAGCAUUAAUCCAUUUACAGAACAGAUACAGGGAACAGAUACACCUACUCCUAUCAUGGGAUGCAGCCUGAAGAACUGUGGGGCAGAUAACUACAUAUUAAAUGGUAUUAAUGAGCAGUCAACUUCAUGGGAAGGAGGAAACCAAUCAGAUUGCAGCAUUAAUCCACUUACAGAACACAUACAGGGAACAGAUACACCUACUCCUAUCAUGGGAUGCAGUCUGAAUAACAGCUUGUCAGCUAAUUAUAUGUCAGAUAAUAUAGAAGAGGAAGCCGUGUCAUGGGAAGAAGAAAAGCUUUCUGAUUUCAGAGUUAUUACUGUUCCACAAGCAAUACAGAAUAGCAGGGCAGAUAACGCCACCAUAGGAUGCAGCCUGGCAGAAUACUGGUCUAUGGGCAGCUCUAGCUCUAAAUCACAGACGGUACAAGGCACGAGCAAUGGUAUGGAGUGUAGUAAAGACAGAAACAAUUGUCUCGGUAGACAUCGGAGAUGCCGCAAAAGAGAGGAGCAAUUUAUUUGUUUUCAGUGUGGAGACUGCUUUAAAACUGGCUCGCAGCUUAAAUCUCACGUGAAGACGCACGACAGAAAGAGAAUAUUUUGUUGCUCUGAAUGUGGGAAAUGUUUCCCGCGAAGCUCGGAGCUGAACCGUCAUGUCCAGAGUCACCCAAGAACCAAACCCUUCUGUUGCUUUGAGUGUGGAAGAAGCUUUAAGCGGUACUCGGAUUUUUACUCCCAUCAGAUCAAGCACACGGGAGAGGAACCCUUCCAGUGCCCUCAGUGUGGCAAACGCUUUACUCGCAGCGCCUACCUGAAUGCUCACCUGAGAAUGCACGCACGCAAAAAACUCUACUCUUGUUCUGAAUGUGGGAAAUGUUUCACAGAUCAGGCCCCCUUCAUCAUGCACCAGAGGACUCACACCGGGGAGAAACCAUUUGUUUGUUCUGAAUGCGGCAAAGGCUUCGCCCAGCGCUCAAACCUCACGUCCCAUCAGAAGAUUCACAGUGGGGAGAAACCGUUCUCCUGUUCCGAGUGUGGGAAAUCGUUUAAACGCCGCAGCAACCUUAAAGUACAUCAGAGACUCCACACUGGAAAUAAAAUGUUUUCAUGCUCUGAAUGUGGAAAAUGCUUUAGAGACCGCUCGAACCUUAAUGUCCAUCACAGAACCCACACGGGAGAGAAACCCUUUUCCUGUUCUGAAUGUGGGAAAUGUUUUACACAACGGGGAGACCUUAAAACACACCACCGGCGAAAACACCAGUGAAUGUACAAAACUGUGGGACGCAAAGCAAUGUCUAUAGGAUUUUCCAGAAUCCAAGUCUGAAGGUCAGUUAGUGCGAGGUUUUGGUGUGAACAGUUAUACGCUGCUCUAGAUAUUCUUGGAACAUUGGCAAUGUAUUUAUAUAUCAUGUUACUAUGAGCUGACGAGGAUCCUGAUGCACUUGCUGCAAUGUGAUACAAGGAAUCUGGCAAUUAUUUAAAAGAAGAGCUACAAAUACAUAAAAUAACGGCAAACUUGGCGGAUUUCACGCGGCUGACAGGAUCUGAGACACAUUUGCAGGAAUGAGCCCCAACAGUUUUGGGUUUCAAUCACUUAGGGCUGUGCCAUAAGGAGCAAGUAGCCCAUGAAUGUCUGAUAUUACUGCGCCCCAAUGCUAAAUCUUUCAUGGGACCCACCACUUGGGAAGAUGCUGUUUUUCACUGAUACAGCUGCCAUGGAUCCUCAAUAUUCAUUCCUCCCCCCACGCUAUGUUGUUACCAUCUCUCUAGCUCAGGGGUUCCCAACCUUUUUUACCCGUGAGCAACAUUCACAUGUAAAAAAAGUUUUGGAGCAACACAAGCAUGAAUAAUUUUCCUUGUUGUGCUGAUUAAAGGAGAACUAAAGUAUAACUAAAGAAG
This is a messenger RNA of Xenopus laevis (African clawed frog), 3368 nucleotides long. Its product is annotated as oocyte zinc finger protein XlCOF7.1-like. The coding region runs from base 865 to 2733 and encodes 622 amino acids. Lineage: Eukaryota; Metazoa; Chordata; Amphibia; Anura; Pipidae. The transcript is spliced from 4 exons. The record is from RefSeq and is a predicted model, not a curated record.